Messenger RNA from Bradysia coprophila, 3156 nucleotides. It is a transcript of the gene Pex1, whose product is annotated as peroxisomal biogenesis factor 1. Gene Ontology annotation, molecular function: ATP hydrolysis activity; ATP binding. Gene Ontology annotation, biological process: protein import into peroxisome matrix. The record is from RefSeq and is a predicted model, not a curated record. NCBI's taxonomy places the organism in Eukaryota, Metazoa, Arthropoda, Insecta, Diptera, Sciaridae. Gene Ontology annotation, cellular component: cytosol; peroxisomal membrane; peroxisome.
CUAAUCAUUUCUUUCUUUACAUUUACUUUUAUUAUCUUGAGUUCUGUUCUGCGCUUAACAAUUUCAUUCACAAAAUGUUUCAAAGAAAUCUAUUUGUUGUGUUCAAACCAAUAAAGAACAACACCGUCCUACUACCGGAGAGUUAUUUUCGAACUGUACAAAACUACGAGAAUGGUUGCCUGUGCAUGUCGUACCAUAGCGGUGUCCAUCAUGUAUCCUGGGCUCCAUACGGUAGCAGCAUAACCGACACGGAAAUUGGCAUAAAUUCAACUGUGGCAAAAUCUAUCGGUCUCAAAGAAGGCAGUCUGGUCAAAUGUUCCUUAGUUCAAGAUGUGACAGUGUUAGACUCGCUGUGCGUGACGGCUCAGUCACAGAAAGAUUGGGAAAUGCUGGAAGUCAGUAGCUACCGAAUACAAUCAACGUUACUCGAUCAAACAAAAAUAGUGAACAGCGGACAGAAUUUAGUCGUUUGGAUAAAUCGGGCGAUGUCGAUAACACUGAGAAUCGAUCGCCUCAAACCAAACACGUCAUUCGGUCGAUUAGCCAACAAUACUGAAGUGAUUGUUGCUCCCUAUAAGCACGCAAUUGCCAAAUCGAAUGACAUCAAAACGUUAACCACACAACAAAUCAUCGACAAAAUUCAACCCAUCAAUUCCAAUAUGCUCGCGGAAAUUCAGCAUCAUCGGGACAAUAAACUGGUGCAGCGCGAUGCCAAGCUUUGCAAACUGCAGAGACUGAUCGAGAGCGUUAAGUCACAGAACAACAAACGAUUCCAUUUUCGAAUCGUCAGCAGCAAGUGGAAUGAGUCGCAGAUGUGCGAUCUGUAUCUAACGCGACACAAUCUUCCCGAUCUAUUGGACAUUGACCAGGUGCAUGUCCUGCAAACCGACAACGACAAGGAAUAUUAUGUGAACGUAAAGAUCAUCGGCACGAAUGAAACCUUCCCGCAAAACAUCUAUCCCACCAUCGAAAUGAAUGACAUUUUAAUGACGAAACUCGGUCUGAAGCAAUUCGAUCGGAUUACACUGAAACCGAAGGCGACGGUGUUGAAUUUCAUCGAUCGCAUCGAACUGUUUCCGUCGAAAGCGGUGAACUUCAAACAGGUUCGCGAUAUUGAGGAACGCUUCAAGCAACACAUUUUGGAUAAUACGUCGCUGUAUCCGCUGCUGAUCAAUCAGGGUCAAAUCGUUAAGUUGAAGGACGAUGUGGUGGUCACGGCAAGCAUUUUUCCCGACACAUUCAAAUACUGCUUGUUGGACUCGGCAAUAUUGAAGGAAUGUAAAAUCGCUUGCGCGGACCAGGUGAAAGACUUGUCCAGUCUGUUAGGCAGCGAAACAAUUACUAAUGGCAUUGAGAAUGGACAUCAUCGGGCUCGUCUUGAGAAGUUUGAGAAGAUCGUUGAGAAUUGUGUCGAGCAAAUUAAAAUCAAUUUGUGUCUGGACGAUCGGAACUGUCUUUGGAGAAUGGGGAACAUAUUGAUUUCCGGCCAACAGAAUUCGGGUAAAUCAACCAUUUGCAAGGAAAUACUUGAGUCAUUGUCGAAGAAUCCGUUUUAUUGUCAUUCGGAAGUGUUCUUCUGUUCGCGAAAUAAAGGACGUAAGCCCGAGUCCAUUCAAAAAGACCUUAAACUGUUAUUCACCUCAUGUAUGAUGAGCGCUCCGUCCAUAUUGGUACUGGACAAUCUGGAUACAUUAACCCAAAUUGCUGCUGAAAAUUCUCAGGACGGAGAUUACUACAAUCGAGUGUCCGACGUCAUUCAGCAUCUAAUUUUAGAAUAUACCCAAAACAAUCCAAUCACUGUGAUAGCAACCGUAACCAAUAAAAACAAUUUGAACAAACGUAUUUACUGUUCGAGAGGACGACAUCUGUUUCAGACGCUCGUUCCGAUUCCAGAUUUGGAAAGUGCUGACCGCGAGCAGAUCAUAACGGAACUGUGCCAAAGAUUCAAGACCUACAAAUUAAAUUAUAAAAAAUUCUCCGGCCUGACUGAGGGAUACACGAUUGGUGAUUUGAUGCAGUUUUUCGAGAAGGCAAUCUUUUAUGCUUACCGAACAGAUUCAUCUCUUCCAAUCAUUACGAACGAUAUUCUCACCGAGUCCAUUAAAGUGACCAAUACGUACUGCCUGCAGGGCAUCGAAAACAACAACAAAAUAUCGUCAGCUGAUGAAGAUUCCGAAUCGGAUCGCAUUUCCGGUUUGGAAAGUGUGGUGACCGUUUUGGAAGAAGUGCUAAUUUGGCCGACAAAAUAUCCGACAAUUUUCGAGCAAUCGCCGCUCCGUAAUCAGGCUGGAGUGUUGUUGUACGGUCCUCCAGGUACCGGGAAGACGUAUCUGGUAUCCAAAUUGGCUAAGCUAUGGCACCUACGAAUGAUUUGCGUUAAAGGACCCGAAUUGUUGGCCAAGUUUAUCGGACAGAGUGAAGAAAAUGUUCGAAAUUUAUUCGACAGAGCUCGCAGUGCAAAACCAUGCGUUCUGUUUUUCGAUGAAUUUGACAGUUUGGCACCAAGACGCGGUCACGAUUCAACUGGUGUCACAGACCGGGUGGUCAAUCAACUUUUAACCGAAUUGGACGGAGUUGAAGGAUUACAGGGUGUCAUCGUGAUUGCUGCUACUUCACGGCCCGAAUUACUGGACGGAGCGUUACUGCGUUCAGGUCGUUUAGAUCGAUUGGUUGAAUGUCCCAUUCCCAGUUCAUCGACUGACAGACUGGAUAUCUUCAAAAACUUAUCGCAAUCAUUGAGUUUCGACAACACAGUCGAUCUGAAAUACUUUAGCGAAAAUACCAACAAUUAUACCGGUGCGGAUAUUCAGAGUAUUUUAACGUCAGCCAAUAUGACAGCCGUCAAGGAAUGUUUAGAAAGAGAUCCGGAGAAUGUGCCAGAUAAGAUAUCCAUUUCACAGGAGCAUCUCAUGGAUGCAUUUAUCAACACAAGGCCGUCUCUCUCGCCGAUCGACAUAUUAAAGUAUCAGACAGUAUAUGCCCGAUUCACGAACAAGGAGAAACCAACUAGAGACUUUGUAGCUAAACGGGCGACAUUAGCUUAAAAAUACUUCUUUUGGUGCCGUUUUUUUUGUAUAUUUUUGUUUUGGACUGUGUAGAUGGUUGAACAAUUUUCUUUUUUGGUUAUUUUGUUUUUACUGAAUAAAAGUUUAUUUU